CUAUGGGACCUCGGACGGUCUAGAUAGCUGAGGCGGAUUCAGUUGGGUUGUUUGGCUGGGGGCUCCUUCAACCCAACAAAGCCCAGAGAAAGGACUACAACUUUUACCUUUCCUGCACACAGGGGAGAUCAUGGCAGGGCCCCCUGGCGUUAAAGGGCCUUUUCUGGUGUUGCUACUGCAGCUCGUCCUUAUUUGCUCGUCUCAAAGAAACAAUGGGACCCCUGGCCCUAUUGGACCUGCAGGUGUCCCAGGAAUUGAUGGCAUCGCUGGGGACAGGGGAGAAGAUGGCGAGGACGGUCUUCCUGGACCUGACGGAGAUGCAGGUAAACCCGGAUCAUCGGGAUUACCUGGAAUUCCUGGAAAUGAUGGUCUGACUGGCCCCAUUGGAGAUCCUGGGCCUGACGGUCCCCCCGGACAGAAAGGUGAACCUGGAAAACCUGGACCUCGUGGAACAGCUGGCGUUGGGCCAGAUGGACCCCCUGGACCACCGGGGCCUGGAGGACUUCUGGGUGAAGUGGGGAAAGGUGGACCACCUGGGGCCAUGGGUGUGAGAGGGCCACAGGGACCUCGUGGACCGACAGGGCCCAGGGGUGCAGCUGGAAUGCUCGGCAGUGCCGACCUGUGUCCAAACUCUUGUCCACCUGGGACCCCUGGACAUCCUGGUCUUCCUGGCAUGAAGGGCCACAAAGGAGUAAAGGGUGAAGCAGGAGAACCUGGAAAGCAAGGGCACAAGGGCGAGGAGGGAGACCAGGGAAGUCUGGGGGAGGUCGGAGCCCAAGGACCAACGGGCCCUCAGGGAAUUCGUGGAGCCACGGGAAUGAUGGGUCCCAAGGGAGAGAUGGGAGCUCGAGGUCUUGAUGGAGAUCCAGGUCCCCAGGGUGUCGCAGGGGCAACUGGGGAUCAAGGCCAGAGAGGCGUGAUGGGUGAGCCUGGGCCUAAAGGUGAAACGGGUGUUCAAGGGCCAAGAGGAAUCACAGGCCUUCCAGGUCCCAAAGGAGAGGCUGGUCUACCAGGUGUGGACGGUCGUGAGGGUAUUCCUGGUAUGCCAGGAGCAAAGGGAGGUAUUGGGAAGCCAGGCGUUCCUGGAGAAGUUGGACUUCAGGGGCUUCCUGGAUUGCCUGGUGCACCCGGACCAAAAGGCCUAGGUGGCCCAAAGGGAGAUGCAGGUCAGGCAGGCCUCCCCGGAACAAUAGGAUCCGCUGGCAAACCAGGUGAGCGUGGAGAACAGGGAGAGGUGGGACCUGUCGGACCUAUUGGUGAGCCUGGAGAUGUAGGGGAACAAGGCCCCGUAGGUCCAGCUGGCAAGCCAGGAGCCCGAGGACCCAAAGGUGACCCCGGCCUUCCUGGUCUUCCAGGUCCUCCUGGCUUGCCUGGAGUUAAAGGAGACAGGGGAGAACGUGGAGAAGCGGGACCCAAAGGAGAGCAAGGAGUACAAGGUGAUGAAGGAAAUCCUGGAGACAAAGGCGAUGUUGGUGAAGCAGGAGAACCUGGACCUAAGGGAGAAACUGGUAACCCUGGAGAACCUGGCAGGAGAGGUCCUGAGGGGAGUCGAGGGCAGCCUGGCAUUGAAGGGCCUCCUGGCACACCUGGACCACGGGGCAUGCAGGGAAACAGGGGUCCACCUGGAGUCAGAGGGACCCAGGGUCCUGCGGGUAAAGAGCCAAGUGAUCAGCACAUCAAACAAGUUUGCAUGCGAGUCAUGCAAGAACAACUGGCUCAGUUAGCUGCUAGUUUAAGGAGGCCAGAGUCUGGCAUAGCAGGCUUACCUGGAAAACCUGGACCUCCAGGACCUCCUGGACCUCCAGGAGAUAAUGGCUUCCCUGGGCAGGCUGGAGCAAGAGGGCUUCCAGGACUCAAAGGGCCACCAGGACAGAUAGGAGUGAAAGGACCCAAAGGUGAAAUGGGUGACAGAGGGUCCAGAGGGCCCACUGUACGGGGACCUAAAGGUCAGCCAGGACCUCCUGGACUUCCUGGGGAGCCAGGCAAACCUGGCUACGGUCAGGAUGGUCGGGACGGGCAGAGGGGACCUCCUGGCGUUCCUGGACAGCCCGGCGUUCCUGGGCCUCCUGGUGCAGCUGGUCCUGAUGGAUACUGUGACCCAUCAGCUUGCAACCUCCAGGCAGGGGCUGCCCACCAGUCUCUGGAUGUGAAGGGACCAACAGGGAACUAAGAGACACUCUGGCAGAGACAGAAAGACUGUUGGAUUAUCUCCCCUGAGCACACAACAUUUUUCACACUUUCUUCCCAGGGGCUGCGGUUGGCGUGCUGCCUUUGAUACAUUAACCCCUAGUCCUGCGAGCAUGUUUUGUGCCAGCCACAUCUCCAUCAGACAGAGCCAGUUUCUCUGAGAUGCAAAAUCACACAACACCUUAUUUUUUUAUGAACUGCAACAAUCUAGCUUGUUCCAUUGUGUUUUUCUACCUGAAAGAUGUUUUUAUAUAUCAAGGAUUCUGCUCGCAUUUCUAUGAUGAUAUGAAAUGACCAAAAAUGUUUGUUUAUCCCACUCUCCUUGUACUUCUGCCUGAAUUUUUCUAUUUAUGUUCUCAAUUUAUACUGUUUUACUUAAAUAAAAGCUCUUGUACUUCCUCACAGAACAUCUCAGAUAAUCAUCCAAAGCAAAUCAGGGUCUGAAUUUUACUUAACGUUAACGUGCCUGGUUGAGUUAUUGUGUUGUGUUAAUAUACCAAAGAUAAACCUGCAAAAACUCCCAUUUUCAGUACAAAUGUAUUUACAUGUCUGACUGCCUUUCCAGUUCUAAAUAAAAAGGAGAGAGGAUGAAGAUGUCAUCAAGUCACACUGACUUUAGUGUAUGUUGUAAAUCUGUAAAAAAAAAAAUGUUUGUUAUGUAGUUAAUUAUAUUUCCUACAAAACCACCUGAUGUGAGAUUGUGCCUCAUUGUACAGAAUGACAACAGAGUGCAGCUGUGCAUAUAUGGAAAUAUAUUUUAGGGAUGAUGGAAAUCCUCAUUAAUGUAACAAAUAAAUAAAAUCACACAUGCAGUGUUUAAUUUA
Molecule: messenger RNA, 3011 nt
Organism: Amphiprion ocellaris (clown anemonefish)
Lineage: Eukaryota; Metazoa; Chordata; Actinopteri; Pomacentridae
Gene: col9a1b
Product: collagen, type IX, alpha 1b
Exons: 32
Coding region: 131-2170 (679 amino acids)
Cellular component (GO): collagen type IX trimer
Source: RefSeq, a predicted model, not a curated record